Molecule: messenger RNA, 1935 nt
Organism: Lithohypha guttulata
Lineage: Eukaryota; Fungi; Ascomycota; Eurotiomycetes; Chaetothyriales; Trichomeriaceae
Gene: LRO1
Product: phospholipid:diacylglycerol acyltransferase
Exons: 1
Coding region: 1-1935 (644 amino acids)
Biological process (GO): lipid storage; triglyceride biosynthetic process
Cellular component (GO): cytoplasm; perinuclear endoplasmic reticulum
Molecular function (GO): phospholipid:diacylglycerol acyltransferase activity
Source: RefSeq, a predicted model, not a curated record
AUGGCAGAGCUUCGUCGUCGUCUGGGACGGAUGUUCGAGGACGCUCCUUCCCCAUCCAUCAGUCGCGAGUCGACACCUGACCCUGACCACGGGGACGAAGUCAAACUCAUUUCCAAGGCAAAGCUCGAGAAGCUAGAAGAGAUCACAAAGACGAAGGGAAGCAAGAAGAGGUAUACAUUAUGGUUCUUCCUCGGAGGUCUCCUGGGCCUUUUCAUCGCCUUGUACCUCGCUCAGCAGCAAGAGGUUAUCAAACUCGAAGGCCUGCUAGAUGUCAACCUGGACAGUUUGAUGGAUAUCAUUCCAGCAGGGAUCGUGAAAGAUGUCAAGGACUUGAGUAAAGCCGAACGAGAUGCGGUCAACUACGACUCCUUCUCUGUUGGCUUGUAUCUUCAGGCUCAAGGCGUCAAGGCGCACCACCCAGUCAUUAUGAUACCUGGCGUCAUCUCCACAGGCCUUGAAUCAUGGUCAACCACGGAAGAAGCAAGAGGAUAUUUCAGAAAGCGGUUAUGGGGCUCGUGGUCCAUGAUGAGAGCAUUAGUGCUCGAUCAGGCUCAGUGGAAGAAGCACAUUAUGCUGGACAAGAAGACAGGCUUAGACCCUCCAGGAGUGAAACUGCGCGCUGUUCAAGGCUUUGAUGCAGCUGACUUCUUUAUCACAGGUUACUGGAUCUGGAACAAGAUCCUUGAGAAUCUGGCUACCAUCGGCUAUGACCCUACCAAUGCCUUCACUGCCGCCUACGAUUGGCGUCUGACUUACAUGAACCUCGAAGUAAGAGACCAGUACUUUACAAGGCUCAAGAGCUAUAUCGAGGUUGCAAAGAAAACCUCUGGCAAAAAGUCUGUCUUAAUUUCACAUUCCAUGGGCGGCCAAGUGCUCUUCUACUUCAUGAAGUGGGCUGAACACAAGGACUAUGGUGGCGGUGGGCCAAACUGGGUUGAAGACAAUAUUGACUCCUGGAUCAAUGUCUCUGGUUGUAUGCUUGGUGCUGUCAAGGAUAUCCCCGCCGUGUUGUCUGGAGAGAUGAAAGACACAGCCCAACUGAAUGCCUUUGCUGUAUAUGGUCUCGAGAAGUUUCUUUCCAAAGAAGACCGAGCAGAGAUCUUCCGCGCUAUGCCUGGCUUGUCCUCAAUGCUUCCUAAAGGAGGUGAGGCUGUAUGGGGUAACGCUACAUGGGCUCCGGACGACCUCUACGCUAAUAACUUUACCUAUGGCCCCUUUAUCUCCUUUAAGCCUCCACAAAAUACUACUCUGACUCCUCAUAAAAACCUUACCAUGACGGAGAGUCUUGACUACCUUCUCGACACUAGCGAAGACUGGUACAGCGAUAUGAUACGAAGCUCCUUCUCGCAUGGUGUCGCUCACACUACUGCCGAAGUUGAGGCAAACGAAGACAAACCUACUACCUGGCUAAAUCCUCUAGAGGCCAGGCUUCCACUUGCCCCCAGUCUCAAGAUCUAUUGCUUCUAUGGUUUUGGUAAACCUACCGAGCGAGCAUAUUUCUACAAGGAAACAAAUCGCAUCACUCAUCCUCUCAAAAAUCGCAGAACAAAUAUAUCAAUCGAUACAUCUUUCAUAACUGGACCACCUCCUUUCGGGACACCCGAAGUAGACCACGGUGUCAUAUUUGGCGAAGGCGACGGCACAGUCAACCUCUUGUCGACAGGAUACAUGUGCUCCAAAGGCUGGCGAAACAUCACUAGGUACAAUCCAGGUGGCGUCAAAAUUACUACUUACGAAAUGCCCCAUGAACCAGACAGGUUCAGUCCACGAGGUGGUCCAAACACUGGUGACCACGUUGAUAUUCUUGGUCGCAGUAGUCUCAAUGAUCUGAUCUUGAGAGUUGCUGGAGGUAAAGGACCAGAUAUUCAAGACAACUACCAAAGCAGAAUAUGGGAGGUCGCCGAACGCGUGAAGAUCUACAACGACGAGCCAUAG